Cataglyphis hispanica is the source of this 947-nucleotide messenger RNA. Its product is annotated as tetra-peptide repeat homeobox protein 1-like. The record is from RefSeq and is a predicted model, not a curated record. The transcript has 2 exons. Lineage: Eukaryota; Metazoa; Arthropoda; Insecta; Hymenoptera; Formicidae. The coding region runs from base 13 to 708 and encodes 231 amino acids.
CUGCCGACCAACAUGAACAGCACCGACAAGCUGAAAGUGAUACUCUUAUGCGGCCUAGUAUUAUCGGUCGUAGCUGAGAAGGCCGAGGAGGCAAAGAAGACCGAGUCCAGCGCUCAGCCAAAGGAUGAAAAGACAAAGCGCGGAUUGGAACUGAGUCUGGGCGAUCACGGUGGUUUCGGGGGUAUCGGAAGCAGUUUCGGCGGGGGGGGUUUCGAUGGCGGUCAUGGCGAGAUAAUCUCCACCGAUCACAUCAAAGCGGUGACAGUCACGAAACAUGUGCCGGUGCCGCACCCGUAUCCGGUGGAGGUCACGAAGCAUGUGCCCUACCCGGUGAAGGUGCCGGUCAAAGUGCCUGUUGACCGUCCGUAUCCAGUCCAUGUACCGCAACCUUACCCAGUGGAGGUCGCAAAGCACGUGCCCUAUCCGGUAGAGAAACCGGUGCCCUAUCCAGUCAAGGUGCCCGUAAAGGUGCCCGUCAAGGUGCCCUAUCCAGUCAAGGUGCCAGUCAAGGUUCCGAUCGAAAUAUCGAAACCAGUUCCCUAUCCCGUCAAGGUACCCGUGGUCGUCAAAGAACCCUAUCCCGUAGUCGUUAAAAGUCACGAAGGUGGCUUCGGCGGUGGCGGAUUCGGUGGCGGAUACGGUGACGGACACGGCUUCGGUAGCGGUUUGGAACUUGGCAGUGAUUUCGGCGGAUACGAGCAUCAUUGAUACAAAGUUGACGCAGGAAGGAAGCAAGGACGGUUUGCGCGGCGCGAGACGAGGAAGCUUUAUUCGAGGAAUGGAUCACCGAGCGGAAAGGAUCAAGGAGCGACCGACAAAGAACGAUUGCGUUCUAAUAAAAAAAUUGACGCGACGCAUCAAUAUUCUAUUUCAUUGUGAUCCUAUCCUCGGAUUGUACUAUACACCCUGUAAAUGUAAACACGAAUAAAGUAUUCUUUUGUAUGUAA